Messenger RNA from Menidia menidia (Atlantic silverside), 4428 nucleotides. The record is from the annotation of a GenBank genome assembly. NCBI's taxonomy places the organism in Eukaryota, Metazoa, Chordata, Actinopteri, Atheriniformes, Atherinopsidae.
ACGUGCAAAAAUAUUAGUAAAAAGGGAUCCCAUCUUUAAAGGCACUCAAAAUUAUUCGUAGACUCCUGAAAUGUCGAAAUCUUGAACAGGCCUGUUUGUGAUCGGCGGAGCAGCAGAGACCUCUAGGUUUAGUGACGUAGGUUCCUGUGACGCGCAGAAAUUUUAAACUCUCGUCCUUCUCAGUGAUGGCGGCUUCGCUUCGUUCUCUCCCUGUAAGCUGUAAUAACAAAUGGUAUUAUACCCGACAACAAAUCGAAAGCAGUCCAUCUCGGCGAGCUGGGCUUGAUCCAGACAAGGAGCUGUCCUACAGACAACAGGCGGCAAACCUCCUUCAGGACAUGGGACAGCGGCUCAAUGUAUCUCAACUAACAAUUAACACUGCCAUUGUGUACAUGCACCGGUUCUACAUGAUCCAGUCAUUCACAAGAUUUCACAGAAAUGUUAUUUCUCCCGCCGCUCUAUUCCUUGCUGCUAAAGUUGAGGAGCAGCCCCGAAAGUUAGAACACGUCAUAAAGGUGGCACAUGCAUGCCUCAAUCCUCAAGACCCUCCGCCAGAUGUGCGCAGUGAUACUUACCUGCAACAAGCCCAAGACCUGGUCAUUCUUGAGAGCAUAAUUCUCCAGACCCUGGCCUUUGAAAUCACAAUUGAUCAUCCUCACACUCAUGUUGUCAAGUGCACUCAGCUCGUCAGAGCCAGUAAGGAUUUGGCACAAACAUCAUAUUUUAUGGCCACCAACAGUCUGCAUUUGACCACGUUCUGCCUGCAGUAUAGUCCACCUGUAGUGGCCUGCGUGUGCAUCCAUCUUGCCUGCAAGUGGUCAAACUGGGAAAUUCCUGUAUCUACAGAUGGCAAACACUGGUGGGAGUAUGUUGACGCCACAGUUACCCUCGAGUUGUUAGAUGAACUCACACAUGAGUUCCUGCAGAUCUUGGAGAAAACUCCCAGUCGUCUUAAACGAAUUCGAAACUGGAAGGCUGGAGGUCAGACACCAAAAGCCAAACCAAAAGUCCAGGAGGAGGGUGACCAGAGGGAUACUAUGAUCAGCAUGAUCUCCAUGGCCUCGUCAGAGAGUACUGUUGCAGGCCUGAUGAGUCUAUCAGCUCCACCAUCUGCCUCCUCCUCCUCCUCUUCAUCUGUGGGUGAAAAGGACAGGAGUACACCUGGUAGUGCUCCGACUUGGAGUGGAAAAGGACAGGCUGGAGCUGAGCAGCAGCAACCCAACAAUGAGGUCCAUGCCCCAGCCAAGGUAUCAUUAAGUGAGUACCGUGCCAAGAAUGCUGAUGUCCUGGCUGCUCAGAAAAGGAAGCUUGAAAACAUGGAAGCCAGCGUAAAGAGAGAAUAUGCCAACGCAGCGCAGGCAUUAAUUGGUCAGCAGCAGAGGAAAGAGAAGCAGCAUCAUCACCAGCAGUCCGGUUCCUCCUCCUCAGACAUGUCCAACCCCUCACCCAUUAUUCUUAAAAUUCCCUUAGAAAAGGAGAGGCCUAUUAAAGUGCGAUUUCCUGUCGCUGGAGGAGGAAGCAGUGGAAGCAGUAGUGGACACAGUGGCAGUGCCCGAAGUCAGGAUCCUGAUAUCAAAGUCAGAAUACGAGUGCCUGAAAAACAGAGGGGGAAUUCCGUAGAGGAGAGUAAGAGUAGGGAUAAGCAUCGGGAACGAUCUAACCAUCAUCACCAUCACCACCACCACCAUCACCAUUCCUCCUCUAGCGGUGCCUCUCUUUCGUCUUCACACAAACAUUCCUCUAGUUCAAGUGGGGCUCUAGCGACCUCCAAAAAAGUUUCAAGUGAGUCCUCUAGGACGGUCAUUUCAUCAUCCUCAAUUUCCCGAAAGAGGACACACUCCCAAGAUCCCACACCAGGGUCACACUCAGUAUCCAAAGUCAGCAAGUCGUCUCGGAAUCCCUACCAACUACCGUCCUUGUCUUCUUCGUCUGGGCAAACACUGCCACAUGGUUCUGAUCUUCUCCCUACUUUGGGCCUUUCCCACCAUCAAGGGACCUAUUCACACUCCAAAAAUGACAAGACAGACACUAAUGGGCACAGUGCAGCUGGUGGGACCCAAUCAAAUGAAUACCAGGACACUUUUGAAAUGUUAAACUCUCUUUUAAGUGCACAGGGGGUCCAGCCAUCCCAGCCGUCCAUGUUUGAAUAUAGAUCUCAAUAUGGGGACUAUCGGUACUCUGGUGGCUCAAGGGGGAGCAACUCCAGGCCCCCACCUCUCCCAACAGAACCACCUCCUCCGCUUCCACCCUUACCUAAAUGAUUCCCAUGAGCAGGAGAUGAGAAUACGUAAAUCAUACUUGACAUAACAAACAUCCACCUUGUUACAUAAAGUAUUGUAUUACAAUGGAAUUUUUGUAGGCUUCAGGGGGAUAGCAAAAAAAAGUACUGGUGCAAUUAGUUUUUUCUUUUUAAAGACCUAGUGGGGCAAUUAUGAGGUUAAAAUUUUCAAAAUGUGAAGGAGAAAAAAGGAAAUUGUAGAUAAGUGUAGAUAACCUCUUUGUCAUUAUUGUUCCAUUGAAAUGAAAGGCUAUCAUGAUAAUAUAUAGAAAUAUAGAGAGUUUGAUCAAGAAAAAUUCAUUGUCCUCAAAUGGUAAUGAAAUUUAAACUCUGCUCAUACACCUUUUAUGCCCUCUUACCAACUGUCCUUUUAUAAUGAUUUUAUAGCAUUUUUAUUUAUUGACUGCUUUUAAAGGCAACAUUAUUACAUUAUUCUUUCUACAUUUUUUUUAGAGUUCCCCUCUGUUCUGUUGGGGUAAAGCAAAACAUCAUCAUCAAGACUGUACAGGCUCCUUUGAGAGUGCAUGUCUCCAAAAGCCAUCUUUACAUUUGUACAUUUUUUUUUGGAGGGGCUCUCUCUUUUUACGGAAAAAAAAGAAAGAAUCUGAAUUUAUUAAAAAACACCACACCCAGUCCAAUUUGUUUAAUUAUCUCUUUAUCUUGUACAAAUAUUGUAAAUCAUUCAAAACAAAAUAUUUUGUUUACAUUUGUCAUGGGAGUGAAAUGGGGGGAUGGGGGAGCAGUACAGAUUUGCUUCUUUUUUUUUUUCAGGCUUUGAGUGUUGCAGUCAUUGUUUUAAAUGGUUGUAAAGUAUUCAUGUUCAGGUGUCUGGUAAAUACACUAAAUUCAUACCAAGGAAAAACAUCUAUCUGUACAAUAUAUAAUUAAAUGCGUCCAAUAUGGUCAUGAGGAAACACUUCCCCGUUAAAAAAAAAAAAAAGAAUGAAAAUUGUUUUUAUUUUUAAAAAAAGUUGAUUUUUGGGUUUGUUUUCUCUAUAGUGUCAUUUUAAAUGACCAGGGAAAAUGUGGGGAAAUAAAUUGGAUACAAAGGAGCAUUAACAAUACACAAUAUAAAUACAUAUAUAUUAUUUCCCGUUUUUUCAGUUUGGGAAAGAUAUCGCAGAGGUACAAUUUCUCUAGUGAAUAUGGCUUAAGUUUUCCCUUUCUUUUUUUUGGUUUAAACCCUCAAAGUUGUCAGAUAUUUAUCUUAAGAUGUUUAUAGUCCAUCCACAAAUUACUUGUAUCUCUUUGCAUGUUUUCUGUAAUAUUAUGAAAUCAUAGAUGCAAACAAGCUAUUGAUAUACCUCCAUUUCAGGAUCCUCAGCAUGAAGUCCAAUAAUGAAUGUUAAAAUUUCACGUUUGAGCAAAUUUGCAGAAUGGAUUCUAUUGAUGGCAAGAAAUUGGGUGUAUUGUACAUUUCAUUCAUUUUAAGUUUUAUAUGAGUUUGAUUUUGUACUAUUAUUGUUCUUAAUUUGCUUUUCUUUAAUUUGGUCUAAAACAUAUUAGGCAGUUUACAGUAAUGCAGUGCAACAAAUCAGCCAUAAAAUUGUGAAAUAUUUUUAUUUUUAUUCCCUUGAUUUUAAAAAAAGUAUGCUGGAUAAGAAAUGCCCUAUGCUCAGGCAGCAGAGGUUUUUAGUUCAACUCUUUAUUGUAACAGGGAAAUGUUGAAUGCACUGAAUAUUUAUCUUAGAUUUGCUUACGGCGCAGUUUAAAAAGUGUUACAUUUAUAAUGGUUAAACUAGAAUAGGUUUCCAAUAUAUCAUUGAUACUUUUACAACACAUUAUUUGAAAUGGGCAAAUAUUUCAAUUCAAGUGUUAACAUGCUGUGAGAAGGUAAAUAAAAGUACACAUUUCAUGUUAAAACCAUAUGUGAUAAAGGACGACACUCAUGCAACCUAACAAUGCAAAAAUCACAGCUAUGAUCGUAAGUUAAAUUUUUCUUCAUGUAAAGGUGUUUUUAUAGACACUCAGGUCUGGAAAUAAAUCGUUUGGGUUUUUGUUUUUUCAAGUUACAUGUGAGCACUGUUCUUUUUGAUAUUAUGUGGUUGCUUUAUUCUGAAAGUCAAUAAAUAUUUUAAGAAAAUUUGGCCAUUUUUCCUCUUCCAUUUUACGGGCGUAUCAGAUUGCGGACACUUUGAUAAGCAGUUACU